AUGCCGACAGCUUCGGCAGCAUCGUUUCCGAAGCUGUUCGGUGCACUCAUUCCAUCUGCUGCUCUUCAUGUGUCAGCACCUAUGAGAUGGCAAAAUUUCGAGAAUGAACGACAUUUCGAGCCAGGGGAGGAUGUGCUUAAACGUGUAUGGCAUGGUUUGACGUAUGACUUCAGGCGCUGGAAACGGAGAUAUAUGGAGGCCAAAUAUGAUGCGUUCAGAAGGCGUAAUCCAAUAGCGCAUAUGAAACAUGCUCCACUGGAUAACGAAAUGUUCCCAUAUAGAUCUGAGGUGUUGAUUAUUGGUGGAGGUCUGACUGGUUCUUCAACAGCCUAUUGGAUUAAGGAACGAUUCCGAGAUGAAGACUUCAAGGUGACGGUCGUUGAAAACAAUGAUCGAUUCUCUGAAUCCUCAACCAUGCUUUCUUGUGGUGGCAUAACGCAACAGUUCUGUUUGCCUGAACAUAUUGAAAUGUCUCUAUUUACAACUGAGUUUCUAAGACAUGCUGGUGAACAUCUUCGUAUACUCGAUAAUGAUCCACCGGAUAUUCAUUUUCUUCCGAAGGGCUAUAUGCAUUUGGCGUGUACACCCGAGGAUGCUGAACGAUUGCGAAGCAACUGGAAACUGCAAAUUGAAAAAGGGGCUCGAAUAGCGUUAUUGAAUCGUGAUGAAUUGAUUGCCAAAUUCCCAUUCAUGAAUUUCGACGAUGUGCUGUUGGGGACGUACGGUUUGGAGAACGAAGGUUGUAUUGACGCAUGGCAGUUAUUGUCUGCAAUUCGUGAGAAGAACAUCACUCUUGGUGUGCAGUAUGUGAAAGGCGAAGUGGAAGGUUUUUUGUUCGAACGAGCGUAUGGAACGAGGGAAUUGCAUGGGUUUGAAGAGGAUGAUGUGGCAGAUGAGAUGAAGGAAGCACGACAGCAGAUUCGAGGAGUUUAUGUGAGACCGCAAAUGACCGAUGCAUCAGCGCGACCGAUUCGAGCGCAUUUCGUCGUGAAUGCGGCUGGACCUUGGGCUGGCAAAAUUGCUGAAAUGGCUGGAAUUGGCAAAGGGAAAGGCCUCCUGGCUGUACCGCUUCCAAUUGAAGCCCGUAAGCGAAUGCUAUUUGUGGUGCAUGCACCUGACGUACCACCGAUAGAUAUGCCAGCUUUGGUGGAUCCGAGUGGUGUGUAUUGUUUGCAGGAGGAUGCUGGAAAUACGUUCAUUUGUGGCAAAAUCCCGUCGAAGGAAGAAGAUGAGCAAAUCGAUCACAGUAAUCUGGAAGUUGACUAUGACUUUUUCUACGAUCGAAUAUGGCCAGUUCUAGCGAGACGUGUCCCAUCGUUCAAGAAUCUAAAAAUUAAGAAUGCUUGGGCUGGUUAUGAGGAUGUGAACGUGUUCGAUAAUUCACCGAUAAUCGGAGAGCAUUUGCUGUAUACGAAUCUGCAUAUGAUGUGCGGUUUUGGCAAUCGAGGUGUGCAACACGCGUUGGCUGUGGGACGUGGCUUCUCGGAGCGUAUCUUCGACGGCGCUUAUACGUCAAUCAACAUGCGCAAGUUUGACAUGAGACGACUGCUGAAGAAGGAAAAAUUAGAAGAAAAUUAUGCAUAA
Molecule: messenger RNA, 1584 nt
Organism: Anisakis simplex (herring worm)
Lineage: Eukaryota; Metazoa; Nematoda; Chromadorea; Rhabditida; Anisakidae
Source: the annotation of a GenBank genome assembly